CUUACAGCGAGGUCGAACAUGGCCGCGUCCUUAGACGAUGAUGUUGACUUCAAUAAUCAGGAUUACUACUCGCUGCUCAACGUGAGGAAGGAGGCUACUCUGGAGGAGCUGAAAGCAUCGUAUCGGAGACUUUGCAUGCUCUACCAUCCUGACAAACAUCGCGACCCUGAGCUGAAAAUACAGGCUGAGCAGCUUUUCAACCAGGUGCACCAAGCCUUUGAGGUGUUAAGUGAUCCUCACGCUCGAUCCAUCUACGACCUCUUUGGGAAGAAAGGUUUAGAAGUAGAAGGUUGGGAGGUGGUGGAACGAAAAAGAACGCCGGCAGAAAUUCGAGAGGAGUAUGAACGUCUACAACGAGAAAGAGAAGAGAGGAAGUUGCAGCAAAGAACGAACCCCAAGGGCACCAUAAGUGUGGGUGUGGAUGCGACUGACCUCUUUGACCGUUACGAUGAGGACUUUGAGGAGAUGCCAGGGGGAGGUUUUCCUCACCUUGAGAUCAACAAGAUGCACAUCUCCCAGUCCAUCGAGGCUCCUUUGACGAACUCUGACACAGCAGUGCUUUCUGGCUCACUCUCAACACACAAUGGCAAUGGAGGGGGCAGCAUUAACAUGACUGUUCGGCGGGUUACAUCUGCGAAAGGCUGGGGAGAGUUGGAGUUUGGUGCAGGAGACAUACUGGGACCUCUUAUUGGCUUGAAGGUGUUUCGUAAUGUAACACAGCGAUGUUUCUUGACAGCGCAGUGCGGCUUGCAGUUUUCCCCCCGUGGCUUACGCCCCAGCUGUUCUUUGAUGACAGCACGCCACCUGGACCAGAACACGAUGGGGUAUCUGCAGUGGCGCUGGGGUCCCACCAGUGCGAUGACCACAAGUGUGGUGCGGGACACGAAGAGCAGUCAUUUCACUCUUGCUGUACAGCUGGGUGUUCCUCACUCCUACCUAAUGAUGAGCUACCAGUACAAGUUCCAAGAUGAGGACCAGACCAAAGUCAAAGGUUCCCUCAAGACAGGCUGGUUCGGAACGGUGCUGGAAUACGGAGCAGAGCGGAAAAUCAGCCGCCACAGUGUCCUGUCAGCCACUGUCAGCGUCGGCGUCCCUCAGGGAGUCACACUGAAGAUCAAGUUGGCACGUGCCAGUCAGACGUACCUGUUUCCAGUCCACCUGACAGACCAGCUGUUGCCCAGUGCUCUCUUCUAUGCCACAGUGGGGCCGUUGCUGGUCUACAUGGCCGUCCGCAAACUGGUCAUCAUCCCCUACACGCGAGCACAGAAAGAAGAAGAGCUGGAGCUGCAGAGGAAGAGCUCAGCCACGGACAUUGCCAAGAAGAAGCAGGAGGCUGAAUCGGCCGUGAGUCUUGUAAACACACUUGUUCCACUUUCACACAAAUUCAUUGAUCAUCGCUACUGGGGCCGGUUAUUCCCAUCUUGCCCCAAAACUUUUGCCCCUCCUAUUCUUCAGGUUUUACUGAUGCAGGAGUCUGUGAGGAGAAUCAUAGAGGCCGAAGAAUCCAAGAUGGGGCUGAUCAUCCUGAAUGCCUGGUAUGGAAAGUUUGUGUCCGACACCAGCCAGAAGCGGGAGAAAGCCAAAGUCAUUGACGUCACCGUGCCGCUGCAGUGCCUAGUCAAGGACUCCAAGCUCAUCCUCACUGAGAGUUCCAAGGCGGGCUUGCCGGGCUUCUACGACCCCUGUGUGGGAGAACAGAAGGGCCUGAAAUUGCUCUACCAGUUCAGAGGAGUAAUGCACCAAGUCAUCUGCGCAGACACCGAGCCACUCCGGAUACCCAAACAAUCUCACAGGAUUGAAAGUGAAUCUUAGGAGCCAUGGAACACUAGAGGGCAAUGAAGGAACAAAAUGCAUUUUUUUUUUUUUUUUUUUUUUUUUACAAAGAUCCAGCCUUUGGUCCUCCUCUGUGAUGGUAUUAGUGAAUCUUUUAUGAAGUCCCUCCACUCCUCCUUUUCCUACGAAGUGACUCCUAGCUGCGAGGUUAACACACCCACUGGGAGUUUGCCUGACACUUGACAGAACAGCUCAAAUAUCGUCUGUCCACUGAAGAAGGACAGAGGGGCCCGUCGUGGUGCCAUCAGUGAUUGGCCAAAGUUUCGCAGGCAGAUGUCAACCUUCAUCACAGUGUCAAAUACGCGGCCACGUAAGGAAAAGUGCGUUUUACCUCGUUGCGGACUUUAUUCAUCACAUUUUGUCCUUCAGAAUCUUGAUGAUAUAUUACAGAGUAUAAUAUACUCCUCAUGCAAACAGGAUCAAGUCAUAGGAUUGCCUGAAGUGCAGGUUAGUUUUUGUUAAGGUCACAUCUUUAGUUCAUGACGACUGCGCAGUGGGUGGCACUUUGUGGAAAUGUGUGAAAAUAUUAUUAUUAGAGAAAGGGAAGUGACGGGGUGUACAGGAUGGUACUGAUCUGUGCAUUUCAGGAAAUGGUCAUAUGAUUUCAUUUAGAUUCUAUUUAAUGUCAUAAAAGGGUAUUGGUUUUGCUGUAGCAAUAAUUACAUUUUGGCUGCUACUAGCCUACAGUAUAUAAAGUCGGAUGCAAUUGUGUGACGUUUACUUUGAUUUAACAUUUUUCUCAUGAACUGCAACUUCCAGUUUGUCCCUCUGAAAUGGAUUUUACUUAGUAUUUGUUUUAUUCUGAUUUGAAAUGUUGGCUAAGUCAGCCCAUAAUGUCUGUGUCAUAUCUUGUACAUGUUAAUUUGUCUCCAUGUCUUUCAGUUGAGUUCCUAGUUUCAGUUGCACUUAUUUUUUUUUUUUUUUUUUAACUUACCUUUUAGAAAAACUGCACAUAAUGCAGCUCUGAGCAAGUCUAUCAAAUGUUAUUCUUCCAAAUCGAAUUGGUCAGGAUAAUAGGGAUUGAAAUAGCAAUUAUUAUAAGGACUGUAAUGAAGGAAAACUACAUAUUUUGCACUCAAAUGUUUGAAUACAGUGACUAAUUCUGGUUUUAGAUGGAAGUACUGUAAUACUGAGUUGCCAUCUUAUUACUCUCAAAUUGUGUACGUAGUACAGUAUUUUUCCCAUUUCGCUCGUUUUAAAAUGUGUUGCACUUUAUAAAGUCCACAUGCACAAUUUAAUGAGAUCCAAUAGAAUAGCUGGAUCAAAUAUUCUGCUUUUACAAAUAUAACAAUGUUGUUUUGACUGAGUGACAUUGACAGAGAGCUGUAGAAUUCACUGCAUCAUGUUUCUAAUAUUUAGAGGACCUUAUUUAACCAAGGGAAAUAAAUACCUCUGAGCAGUGCUACAAUGCAGUAAUGAACAUCCAUCCAUCCAUCCAUCCAUUUUUCGUAGCACUUAACCUCACCUCGGUUGCGGGCGUGCUGGAGCCUAACCCAGGUGACUCUGGCCAAGAGGCGGGGUACACCCUGAACUGGUCGCCAGCCAUUUGCAGGGCACACAUAGACAAACAACCAUUCGCACCUACAGGCAAUUUAGAGUAUUCAGUGACCCUACCAUGCAUGUUUUUAGGAUGUGGGAGGAAACCGGUGUAGCUGCAGAAAACCUACACAGUCACGGGAGAAUAUGCAAACUCCACACAGGCGAGGCCAGAUUUGAACCCGGGUCCUAAGAACUGUGAGGCAGAUGUGCUAACGAGCCGUUCACCGUGCCACUAGAAAUGAACAUUUUAAUACAAUAUGAAAUCACAGACAAUGUCAAUUAAAAGUUCUUUUGGUUGCCGUUUUUGAAUUAGACGUGUAAGUGUACCUAAUGUGCCCGUGUGGGUUAUUUUGACAGGUGUUCUGCUCACAUCUGCUGCAGCGUCGCUCUCAGGCCAGCAGAAAAGCAGCACCCUAAAUGUUACAUUCCAACCUACAUCCAAAUUGUUUGUGAUUACAUAAACAGUAUGUGUAGCGUGUGCUGAAUGGAGGAGCAUUGCUCUCUUAUCUGAAAAUACGACAAUAAAUAAUA
Phycodurus eques (leafy seadragon) is the source of this 3903-nucleotide messenger RNA. It is a transcript of the gene dnajc11b, whose product is annotated as DnaJ (Hsp40) homolog, subfamily C, member 11b. The coding region runs from base 19 to 1812 and encodes 597 amino acids. Lineage: Eukaryota; Metazoa; Chordata; Actinopteri; Syngnathiformes; Syngnathidae. The record is from RefSeq and is a predicted model, not a curated record. The transcript is spliced from 15 exons. Gene Ontology annotation, biological process: cristae formation.